Bemisia tabaci is the source of this 1018-nucleotide messenger RNA. Its product is annotated as cathepsin B-like cysteine proteinase. Gene Ontology annotation, molecular function: cysteine-type peptidase activity. The record is from RefSeq and is a predicted model, not a curated record. Gene Ontology annotation, biological process: proteolysis. NCBI's taxonomy places the organism in Eukaryota, Metazoa, Arthropoda, Insecta, Hemiptera, Aleyrodidae.
AUGGGUGUGGCACAGGCAGGAAGGAACUUCCCCGACGACACGGAUCCGGACUACCUUAAGCGGCUUGCUUCAGCCUGGAGACCCGAGAGAGACGAACAAGCAAAUGGAACGGUUUCAGAUGACCUCGAGGAAGAGUUCCGAGUCACUUAUUCGGGUGCUGAUCCACCGGCUGAGUUCGACGCGAGGAAGAAGUGGACCAACUGUCCCAGCCUUUCCCACAUCUAUGACCAAGGGUACUGCGGGGGUUGUUGGGCAGUGUCCUCAGCAUCCGUGAUCACGGAUAGGAUUUGCAUUUCCAGUAACGGUAAGUUCAAAGACACGAUUUCAGCGUGGGAGAUCCUUUCUUGCUGCGUCGAAGAUAAAUGCUGUUAUGGCUGUGACGGGGGCUUGGAAGAGUGUGCUUUCAAAUACUACGCGAAACAUGGCGUCGUAACCGGAGGAGAUUUCGGCACAAACCAGGGUUGCAAGCCGUAUCUGAUAAAACCUUGCAUACAUCAUAUGGACAGAGAUGGCAAAUAUAAGAUUUGCGAUAGUUCCAAUAAGACGGUAGUCUCAUCCUGUAAAACGGAAUGCUCUAAUAAAAGCUAUCAGACACCCUUUGCAAAGGACCGACAUUUUGGUAAACGCGCCUACCAAGUAAAAGCUGCUGAUCUCAAAAAGGAGCUAAGUGAAUUUGGCCCGGUCACGAUGAGCUUUGAAGUGUUCGCAGACUUCCCACUUUAUAAAUCAGGAAUAUACCAUCAUGUAACUGGAAAAAAGCUGGGAUGGCACGCCGUAAGGGUAAUCGGGUACGGCCCAGGGUACUACCUGGCUGCAAAUUCUUGGAAUUCUGAAUGGGGAGACAACGGGCUGGUCAAGUUUAAAAGUGGCACAAAUGAAUGCUCGAACGAAGAGGACGGUUUCCAGACAGCUUCACCGAAAGAAUGAUCAUUCUUCACGAAAAAAGUGGAUUGCUGAUUUAGCAAUUAAAUUGUUAAAAAUACGUCCCACAUGUUUCAAAUGUACAUUUUACAAUAAA